UUAUAGCACACUUUUACGGCGAAUCUGGCGAGAUUCAGUGUAGUGGUAAUUCAUAAAAAAAAAGAGAGAAUAUAAUUUAUUUCUAACUGAGAAAAUGUGACUUUUUCAAGGAUUUUACCAACCAUACCUGUUGCCGCAAGAUAGCCGUCUCAAGCCGGCUCCUGCAUGUUGUGACAGGUUGUGGUUCCGCCAUAGCAUUUGAUCUCGUGGUGCAUUUCGGAUUUCGGCAUUUCUUCCUCGUCACUGUCACGAUGUACGUCCUAGUGAAAUGGCCAUCUGAAGAUACCUGGGACGUGUACAACGUGCGUGCGCUUACAGACGUUGGAACUGGCUUCCGAUUAAUGUGCGAAGACAACGCACUUGAGAGUUUGCGUGGGGCACUUGUUAGUGUUCAAUGGAAGGCUGGCGAAGAACCGGCAAUGGCGGAACUACUUGAUUGUGGUUCAGAGAAGUCGAUGGAACGGAAACGGACGAGGUUUGCAAAACGUGGUGCUGGUGGCAGUGGCGGCGGAAAGGAGGCAACUGGGGAACCCCCCUUGAAGUCACAGAGGGUAUCAUGUAACAAGGAGACGACUUCCCAGUGCAAUUGCAGCUGCAAGCAAAAGUUGGAGGACAUUCAGAAAUAUGUCGAAACAUUGGAGGAGCGUUUGAAAGUUGUAGAGAACAAUUAUGGUUACGUGAGUGGCAAGUUUGACACCACUGUGGUCCAAAUCAAAAACAGCCUUUCUUCUUUGGUGUCACGCGAAAUAAAGUAAUCUCCUUGUAUGCACACAACUCCUGUUUUGGGUAUCGUUAACUGCAUGUACGCACUAAUGUCACUAUUUGUAGUUUGUUGGCUUCUUUAUGGACCUAGCUAUGCACGUGCAACAAAGUGAACGAUGUAGGCUGCUGUAGCUUCUACUCCGAGGGUUCACGAAAUGUAGGAGGCCACAUCAGGAACUCAAAAGGAAGCCAUCACAAGCUCGAAGGAAGUGCAGUGAUAAUACAUCAUAAACACAUCAGGAAGCCAUCACAAGCUCGAAGGAAGUGCAGUGAUAAUACAUCAUAAACACAUCAGGAAGCCAUCACAAGCAUAAGCAGAGGCUCAUUGAUAAUACAUCAUACACUCAUUAGAAUUUCACUCAUCACAUUGUAAUCAGAAACGCGGUGGCCAAUUUUGAUUAGAAAUGCAUCAGAAACUCGCUAGGAAAUACAUUAGCAUUUCUGAUGCAUGUGAUGUCAAAAAGCAUUGACUUUACAACAGAAACUCAUCAGCAAUUUUUG
This is a messenger RNA of Ornithodoros turicata, 1263 nucleotides long. RefSeq lists its product as uncharacterized. The record is from RefSeq and is a predicted model, not a curated record. The transcript is spliced from 4 exons. NCBI's taxonomy places the organism in Eukaryota, Metazoa, Arthropoda, Arachnida, Ixodida, Argasidae. Bases 252 to 755 code for a protein of 167 amino acids.